AUGGCGAGCCUGUACUAUGAGCCAGAGAUGGAGGGCCUGACCUAUCCUGAUCAAGACGCUCACCAAGAUCCAGACUACGACUACGAUGACUCGGACAUGGAAACCAUCUCUAGUGCAAGCACUGCACAGACCACUAGUACCAUAACAUCCGAGGAGAUUGGAGAUUACUUUCGCGAGGCAUAUGGCCGCACCUAUGCACACGACGAGAACCUCCCCAUGCUCUACCCCAUCGAUGAGGUCGAGGCCAGAAGACACGAAAUGCAGCACGUCUUCCUCAAGGCCCUCGUCCAUGGCAACUAUAUUGGUCCUGUACCACACUGCUCCGACCACGUGCAGAUGGGUCCCGACCCAGGAUCCUCGACAUUCGCACAGCACUGGCAACUGGAGAUGGCUGCGGAGUUCCCGCAUUGCGACAUCGUGAAGGAGUACGACCGACUGAUCUUUGACCUGCAUCGGGUGCUGAAGCCGGGAGGACUGAUCACUAUAUGCGAGGUGGAAAACCAGUGCUAUGAGGCGGAACCGCCUUUCAAUAUGCACGCCUAUGUUCGGACUAUGCCUGUGGCGGCUGAAGCGAUCCUGGUGUUAAGAGCCGCUAUCAUGAAACAAGGAAUUAAUCUCAACGCCAUCCAUCAUAUCGAAGAAUGGCUGCACCCAAACUCUUCAUUUUGGGGUCAAACAGCAAAGACAUACGAUAUACCUCCUUCGCGCGCUAAGAUCGCGUCCCAAGGGUUUCGUGAUAUACAGAAGCAAGUGGUACUAAUGCCAGUAGGGACGUGGCACCCUGAUCCAGCAGUGCAACAGGUUGGAGACCUUAUAUCUCGGGGAUUUGCGCUGGCAUGGAGGCAGCUUGAGCCAGCCAUGAUUGACUACGGCUCUUCUCCAGAAGAGGCCAAUCGACUUUGUGCGGGCUCUAUUGCGGCGUACGAGAACACAAAUCUACGGGUAGUGGGCAAGUACCAUAUGAUAUACGGCACAAAGAUUUAG
Rhizoctonia solani is the source of this 984-nucleotide messenger RNA. RefSeq lists its product as uncharacterized. The transcript has 5 exons. Lineage: Eukaryota; Fungi; Basidiomycota; Agaricomycetes; Cantharellales; Ceratobasidiaceae. The coding region runs from base 1 to 984 and encodes 327 amino acids. The record is from RefSeq and is a predicted model, not a curated record.